GCCCCGUAUCCCAACAGGAAAGAUAUAAACUGUCUCCUUAAGAGUACCUGGAGCAAUUGGUUUCAUAUAUGAGCCUGACUGGAGAUUCAUAAAGCAGCAAGGUAUUGCAGCGGCCCAAGCCAGAAGGAUGAAGAUAAGCUUCAGCUUGGGCAGAAUCUCGUUCGGUGGAAGCCUUGUCUUCAUCUUGGCCAUGACUUUACUUUUCACAGGUGUGAUAUCCAUGAGCAUUCAAGUGCCUCUCGGGGAAGCUGUUGCUGUAACCCCAACUGUGGCCAAUGGAUCAGGAGCAGAGAAAUACAAGCUCAAACCCAACGAGGUGGAAGUCGAUUCCAACGAGAUGGACUUGACUGAAGGUGAUGACUCCUGGGAUGAUAUUGGAGCUAUUAUACCCAACCUGGAAGACCUGGACUCCCCACAAGAUAACAGAACAGAGGGAGUCAAUAAGGAGCAAGGAAUUACUGUGUGGGGAUCUCUAAGCACCUCAAAGCCCAGCAUUGCUGAAGAAGAAAAUCUGAAGAUGAUUGCAGAUGAGGAGGAAGAUUCUCUGACCCUAUUAAAUCUCCGUGUUAAAAGAGCCGUUGAAGAAGAUUAUGGGGCUGGUGAAUCAGAGACCAUCCUUAAUGAGGAUGAGUUUUCCUUUUCUGAUUUGCCCAAGAUUUUUGAGCCUUUAAUAAAGGCUUUCUCUGGCUCCCCAACAUCUGAGCCUCCUUCACCAGAGGUUUUUUUCUCUUGGUUUCCUUCUCUAAAGGAGCUACUGGAUCCCCCAAGGGAGGAACCUGCUUCAGUCACCAGUUCACCAAGGAGGAGCAUCACACCACCACCAAGAAGAUCUGCUCUCCCUACUUCGUUAGAGCCGUCUCUGCAGAUGGCCCCUGCCAUCCCUUCUGCUCAACCAAAUGAAGCAGAGAGCCUUCCCUUCCCCUCUUCACUGGAGGAAUCCAUCACUUCUAUUAUUCCAACUCUCCCUACCCCACCUCAAACGAGUGAGCCUUCUCUCUCGGAUGUCUCAGACUCUGAAGAGAGAUUUAAUUGAUCAGAAAUAUAAUCUUGAUCAGGAAUAGCUAAGCUUACCUUUUCUUCUUGUUUUUCCUGGAGAUUGAAAAAAAUAAAGACCCCGUUAAGGAAGAUUGUAGGGUGGUGAAAGAAACACCAUCCUUGAUCUUUUGCUUUUACUUUUAAAGGGAUCUGAACAAAGCACAAUGUAUGCGGUGGUGGGAUUCAAAUAUGUGAACAACCGGUUCUCUGUGUGGAUGCCGCUUCCAGAAGUCCAUUCUGGGCCUGGGCAACAAAAAUUAGCUACCGGUUCUGCCGAAGUGGCGUGAACUGACUGAAUCCCACCACUGAAUAUAUGCUUCGAUUUUUUUUGGGGGGGGGAAGGGAAGGAAAUAUGAUCUUGUAUACAUAGCAAUCCUUUUGAAUUUUCUUUCUACUAAGGUUGGAAAUGCCCCUUUGAUGAGUACUGUUAUGAAAAUAAAGUAACUCUAUAUUUCAGGUA
Molecule: messenger RNA, 1495 nt
Organism: Crotalus tigris (Tiger rattlesnake)
Lineage: Eukaryota; Metazoa; Chordata; Lepidosauria; Squamata; Viperidae
Exons: 2
Coding region: 128-1033 (301 amino acids)
Source: RefSeq, a predicted model, not a curated record